This is a messenger RNA of Cryptomeria japonica (Japanese cedar), 627 nucleotides long. RefSeq lists its product as uncharacterized. The transcript is spliced from 2 exons. Lineage: Eukaryota; Viridiplantae; Streptophyta; Pinopsida; Cupressales; Cupressaceae. Gene Ontology annotation, molecular function: protein binding. The coding region runs from base 1 to 627 and encodes 208 amino acids. The record is from RefSeq and is a predicted model, not a curated record.
AUGGCUCGCAAAAGAAGUCGACUAACCCUAGACGACUUGCCAGAUUGCAUUCUGCCCAUCAUUCUCAGUAAAAUUCCUUUCAAAGAAGCAGUUCAUUGUUCACUUGUCUCAAAAGGAUGGAAAUUUUGCUGGACAUUUGCAAAAAAUCUAAAAUUUCCAGAGGAUUUCUUUUCUUCAUCGCGUAGCCCUACUGAAAUCCAAAAUAUAAUAGAUCUUAUUUUUGAGCGUCAUUCUGGUCAGCUUGAAGUUUUCGAGUUUAACAAUGUUCGAUUCUGCUGUUCAAGUGAUAAGAUUUCUGAUUGGAUUCAUUGCGCGGCUCUUAAGACAGACUUGUUUCGGCGUGAUGAUGAGGCAAUUUUACCGCUUGAGAAUCUAAAGUGGGUUCAUCUGAACAUAACCUACUUUCAUCACCCUGUGUCUCUACUUUCCUGUCUUUUUCGAAUAGCACGGGCGUUGAAAACAUUAUUAAUUUCCCGAAAGAAAGGAUUCAAUGGCGUUAGUGCUCAGGAAUUUAUCAAUCUGGCUUGGAAUCUUCAGCGACCAUCUACAGAAACCAAAGUUUUCUUAUCACGGUGUACUGCAAAGGAAAAGAUAUGCGUCGACUGCGAUCUUGUGAAUUUUAUCUGA